AUGAAAAUAUGGUGUGUGGCAGUGAUGCCCUCGUCGGAGGAGGAAAGCCAGUGGCUCGUUGGCAGCGGGGGUGGUCUCGCAUCUUCCGGCGGUGGCACGAUAUCCGGGCCUGGAGAACGCACGCUAAGCAUUAGAGGAGGAUUAUACACGGAGGAGAUGACGACUCAACCGACUAACACAGCCACAGCAGGCGUGAAUGCGGCCUCGGCCGAUUCUGCCGAACACGAUUUGAUCGACUCGACAACCGACGCCACUCUAUUAGCACAAUUUCACGAGGACGCGAUCAAGCAGGCUGGAGUUGGUUACUUCCAAGUAUUAGCUGCUUUGUGUACAGGCUUGAGUCUUGCAGCAGAUACUGUUGAAUUUUUUGUUGUACCAUAUAUUUUACCAAGUGCAGAAGUUGAAUUGUGCAUUGAGGACAAUGAGAAAGGAUGGCUCAGCAAUAUUACUCUAAUGGGUCUUGCGUUAGGUGGAUUAUUCUGGGGUGGCUUAGGUGACAGAAUUGGAAGACGCAGAUCUUUGUUAUCUGCAAUGUCUGUUCAUGCUUUAUUUAGUAGUGUUGCCACUUUUAUGCCAACUUAUGGCACAUUUAUGUGUGCUAGAUUUUGUUCUGCGAUUGGAGUAGGAGGAUCUUUACCACUAGCAUUUGCAUAUCUCGCAGAGUGUUGCCCCAGAUUAAGCAGAGGUUUGUGGGUUGGUUUGCUAGUAGCAGCAGGAGCAUUAGGAGGUGUGUAUGCUGCUCUCCUAGCAUGGGUAGUGGUUCCUACAACUGGAGAAAUGGUAGUUCUUGAAAAUAAAGAACACUUCAGUGCUUGGCACCGCUUCCUGUUACUGUGUUGCUUGCCUGCAUUGUGCUCUACUAUUGGACUCAUUUUUCUACCAGAAAGUCCAAGGUACUUGGUAGAAGCAGGUAGGGAUGUGGAAGCAAUGAUGGUUUAUCAGAAAAUAUACAAGAAAAAUAACGCCCGCAAAGGCGCAACAGGUGCACAGUAUCAACUUUCUGAAUUAGAGCUUCCAACUAAAAGGCCCCGUGGUUUGGCACCCCCUUCUCCUACUAAUCACACUAGCGUUUUGGCUGAUAUUAUUUAUUCUAUCGAAAUGUUUUGGAAUUCUUUCCUGGAAUUAUUUGUAUCGCCCCAUUUGCGCGUUACAAUAGUGCUUAUAAUCAUUUGGUCGACCGUAUCAUUUGGACUAUAUGGCCUUAUGGUUUGGUGUCCUGAAUACCUCAAACUUUUACGCGCCACGGAAUAUAAAGCUCACACUGUACACAUUUCCGGAAAAGAAUACAAAGGAAAAACAUUCAGUGGUUCUUUAGAAAAUUGUCAAUACAAGCAUUCAAUUUUCUUAAAUUGCAAAUUUACAAAAAUGGUAUUCAGUCACGUAGAUUUCGAUAAUUGUACUUUUCAAUCCGUAGAAUUCAGUAGCAUAAAGUCUAGUAAAACUCACUUUACAGACAGUGUUAUUAAAUACUCGACAUUUGUAGAUACGGAUUUAUCUGCGCAAGUCUUUACGAGAUGUACACUGCAAAAUAAUACGGAAUUAAGUUUAAGUGGACCAUGUCCGACUCUCGAUUUGGAUUACAAUAUUUAUAUAGAGGAAGCACUACAUGGUCACCUAGUUGCUCAAUUGGCCUUUGUGCCUGCUGCUGCUUUAGCAGGACUGGCACUCACUGUAAUUCAGCGGCCAAAAAUGAUUGGUAUUUCGUUAUUUCUCUCGUCAAUAUCUGCUCUGUGUUUAAUUCUAGUGGGUACGAAUAGUUCGGCAGUGCUUGGUUUCGAAGGUGGUUUUAUAGCAGUCUUCGCCGUCGCUUGGACGUCGCUUACUUUGGUUACAGUUGAGAGCUUCCCUACUCAUUUAAGGUGUACUGGAUUCGGUUUUAUAGCGGCUGCUAUAAGGAUAUGUGGUUUAAUAGGAACUACAACUUACAAAACCUUAGUUGGCGCACCCUUAGUCGCGCCUGCACUGUUAACUGCAUUACCAUUGCUAAUAGCUAGUGUCGCAACAUUCAAAUUGCCUCACACGCAUACAGUUUUCUUGUAAGGAUAUCGCGACUAAGUGGAAAAGAACAGAGAAGAGAGAGAGAGAGAGAGAGAGAGAGAGAGAGAGAGA
Molecule: messenger RNA, 2109 nt
Organism: Habropoda laboriosa
Lineage: Eukaryota; Metazoa; Arthropoda; Insecta; Hymenoptera; Apidae
Product: synaptic vesicle glycoprotein 2B-like
Exons: 11
Coding region: 1-2040 (679 amino acids)
Biological process (GO): transmembrane transport
Cellular component (GO): membrane
Molecular function (GO): transmembrane transporter activity
Source: RefSeq, a predicted model, not a curated record